UUCCCGUUUUCAACUGGUCGUUCAGUACAGUACUGUUUCCGUUCAAUUGAACGUUCCAGAACGUAAAAGCGUAGUUACUGAACGCAGCCCUGCAGACAUUUGCUAGUGUUGUUGAGAGAAAGCGAGGAAUGUUGAAAUAUUUCGUUCGAUGGACAAACUGAAAAGGCAGAAGAUAUAGUUAGAAUAGCUUGCCUCAUCGAAGUAAAGUAUCGAGCUAGCCAAGGAAUAACGUUACAAAAAUGUCUUCGCCAAGUCCAGGCAAGAGGCGAAUGGAUACCGACGUGGUGAAACUCAUCGAGAGCAAGCAUGAGGUAACCAUCCUCAGCGGACUCAAUGAGUUUGUGGUCAAGUUCUACGGCCCACAAGGAACACCGUAUGAAGGAGGUGUAUGGAAGGUGCGAGUAGACCUACCAGACAAAUACCCCUUCAAGUCUCCAUCUAUAGGAUUCAUUAAUAAAAUCUUUCAUCCCAACAUUGAUGAAGCGUCAGGGACGGUGUGUCUAGAUGUCAUCAACCAGACGUGGACAGCCCUGUAUGACCUGACCAACAUCUUUGAGUCAUUCCUGCCCCAGUUGUUAGCCUACCCCAACCCCAUCGACCCUCUCAACGGAGACGCUGCCGCCAUGUACCUGCACCGGCCAGAGGACUACAAACACAAGAUCAAAGAGUAUCUCCAAAAGUAUGCGACAGAGGAGGCUCUAAAGGAGCAGGAGGAGGGAGGUGACUCCUCAUCUGAGAGUUCCAUGUCUGACUUCUCUGAGGAUGAGGCUCAGGACAUGGAGUUGUAGUGAAGGGCUGGCAACCGCCCUCCCCUCACCCACACGGACUAUCAUUUCCUAAAGAGCAGAAGCAAACUAUUAUAUUCAUAUUUAAACAAGGCAAUUGUUUUAUUACUAAACAAACAAUGAUUUUUAUGGAUUAUAUUUAUGAGAAGUGGCGGUGUGAAAUGUCAGUCUCCCCCUCGUCUAGAUAUUCUUUAUUACUUACUCAUAGCCCUCUACCAACACCACCCCACCCACAUUAUUACCCCCUUCUACCCAGAAAGGAGUGCAGCAUUCCCAGGAUCCUAGAUGCCCUCCUGCGGUCUGGGUGAUAUUCUGAUUAACCUUUGACCCAACCAUGAUGGAACCGACGAUGGGGCGAGAGCAGAGCAUCAUGGGAAUACGAGACUGUCAGACUUUCGCUGUCAUGACGGAGACAGGGAUGGAAUGUUUACUCAGUACCCCCCCCCCCCCCCCCUCCCCACCACAUUUAAUAUUUUUAAUUCUCAGAAUUAUUCUGUAUUUGGUGAGUGAAACACUGUUUCAACAGUUACAGCUUUUUUCCCCCUCCCCAUGCUCUACCAGAAGCUCUCUGUCUCUAGUGCAUGGCCCCCUCUCUCUGGAGUUAUUACCACAAUAAGGAAUUACACAAUUUUGAAAGUAAUUUUCUGCCUUCCUUUGGAUGGGGUUGGAAGCUACCAUCAGGAACAGGAUCACUCCUUCCUGAGGAUCAGUUGGUGGUUUUCAUCCAGAUCCACCUAUCCAAUAUGGCUGUUGUUGACCCAUCUUUCAGGCCUUGCCCCAGAGGCCAGUAUGCAAGCCUAUCAACCCACCACACCCUGGUUGUCAUAGAAACUGUUCUGUAAACAUGCCUUUCACCCCGUAGACAGGAGCACCAGCUCACCAACCAAAGACAACCUACCACACCACUUAACACCUGAGAGGGGGGAUGUGUGUGUGUGUGUGUGAGAGAGAGUGAGAGAACCUCAUGUUGUUAGACCCAACUGACCCAGGUGGAAUUGAAACAGACUACUAGAGCCAUAGUAGUUUCUCAUCUCUGACAACCCUAACACACACAGCAUGACACGCUGUUGUUGCUCUGGAUGAGAGAACCACAGAGAUGAACUACUAUCAACCCAGGAGCUGUCUGUCACUAAACAAACUCCCACUGUUGUCCACCAGACGCUCCGUUAGCCCUCCUCCUCUCCGUUUUAGGAAAGUGUUUCAUUCUCUAAGCAUCCUUUUGUACCUUGUGGCAUGAUCCAGAAGUUACGUUGUGUAGUGCUUUGUUGAGCUUAUUUGCUGUAGAAAUAUAGAAAAAACACCUCGUGUGAUGGAUGGGUUUCUAUCUAGAUGUCAGCGGUGUCCAGUCGUAUUUUUUAUUUUAUUUUAUUUUACCUUUAUUUAACUAGGCAAGUCAGUUAAGAACAAAUUCUUAUUUUCAAUGACGGCCUAGGAACAGUGGGUUAACUGCCUGUUCAGGGGCAGAACGACAGAUUUGUACCUUGUCAGCUCGGGGAUUUGAACUUGCAAACUUUCGGUUACUAGUCCAACGCUCUAACCACUAGGCUACCCUGCCGCCGUAUCCACACUGAGGGCCAGUGCAUGGCCAGGCUUCAUUCCAUCCAAGCACUAACACACCUGUUUGGACUUCUCAGUGUUUAUGGAAGACUAUGAUUAGUUGAAUCAGGUGUGUUGGUUGAUACAGGAGCCACAACACUGGCCCUCUGUAGAUAAAACGGGACUGCCCUGAUCUAGGGGUUGGAUUGGGUUGUUGUGUGGGACUGGGAUGGGAGGUGUUGAGGAGUAUCUGGGGACUUGUGGGGUGUAGAGGAAUUUUGCCUAUUGCUUGUGUUCAACUAUAAUAGGUAUUUGACUUGCGUAGUGCUAGUUAAUGUGCCAGAUGGUGAAUCCUAUUAUAAUCUAUGGUUUUAUUCCUUCUAUAGCAAGCUAGUUUCAAAGCGAAUUGUCCUGUAAAGGUGAAGCAUUUAGUUUUAAUUAGAUUUGUUUUUUUCUUCUCCUGAUUUGAAUCUGAUCCUCCCCAAAGGCAUGUUGCAUCUCUUUAUCCUUUCUCUUAUGCAAAUGGUCUCUUCUGUCUGCAUUGUCAGUGUGCAAGUGAACUUAUCUAGCCUGGGUGUCUGGCUGUUUCUGCUGUGGCCAACUCCUUUGUUCACUGUUGUGACAUCAUGUUGGGCUAAAGCAGAAACACACUGCCUGGCACCCAGGCUAGGUGAGUACAGCUACAUACCCAGACUGGCAAGCAGUGUUUUGGGUUUUUCAAACUUUGUGAUCUCUAACUCAGCAGCACCACAUUGGGAGUGCUCCAGGAUUCUCAAAUCCUACUAUUGUGUUCAUGGAGAGGUUGGUCAAGGCUCAUCAACCUACACAGGGUGUCCCAUUCAUGCCACAGUACAUGGGCCCAAUCAUAUCCCCAGAUUGGUGUGCUUAAUCCUAUGAUAUUCUAUAGGGCACAUUCUAUAUGAGACUUUCAGAUAGAAAUGUAAUGUGAAUGGGUGUAUGUUCCACACAAUAGAGGAUAUUGUCCAUUCUGUACAUGACAGAUUUACCUAUGAUUUCUAAACAUUGUGCAUCAAUUCAAUAUGCUACUAGUGACAUGUACAGUAACUGAAAAAGGUUGAGGUCCUAAACUUUAGGAGCCGGGUGUAUAUUACUGCCAAAAUAAUGUGGACUCUUUGCUCAAAGCAGAUGUCAUCAUGCUUCAAAACACUGCCGUAAAGCCUGUUACAGGGGGGUGUGCUGGCCUCUUGUCCCAGGUCACAUAAGAUGAGAUGUCAUCUGUAUUUCUUUAAGAAAACUCAUCAUAGCUUCCAUUGGGGACAUCCUAGUCGUACACAUAAGAAUUGAAUCACAAUUUAUUUAAUCCCUUUGUUUUCAUAAUAAUAUAGUUAACAUCAUUUUAAGUAUUAGGGUGCAGGGUGAAGGUACAGAUGACAUGACAGAACAGGCCCCACACCGCAGUACCUACCACAUGAUGGUGAAGCUAUUGUUGAUAUUUGUCUUUUGCCUCCAUUAAACUAAGGACAGGAGAGUUAAUGAGACAGGAAAAUGACAUUUCUUUGAGAAAUAAUAUUGCAUUGAAAAACAUGCACUGUCAGUACUGACAUGGGAAAGCCCCAGCAUUGAGAUGGUUCGAGUUAGCAUUAGCAUCCUAAUACAUUAUGAGUGUAGUUUUAGCAUAAUGCUAACUGUGUCUCAAUAACAUGGGCACCAGACACUGUGGUGUAUUGUAAUGGUUUCCUCAAGAGAACAGCCAUAGUGUGUAACUAUGUUGGCUAUUAGCAAAUUGAGCAUAAUUUGAGGAAAAACAUGUAUUCUACACAUUCAACUUGGCACAAAAGCAGAACAACAAUGAACAUCUGAAGAAAAUACUUAGUCUGCUCUCACUGUUUGAUGAGUUGCAAGCUUGUUGGAAGCAACAAUCAGUGACAGGACGCUUUCCCUAUGGCUAUUUAGCGUCAGGACACAUGAGUCUACAGUAUGUGUUAACUCCCUUUCAAUAAUGAGAUAUAUAUAUAUAUACUGUAUUUGGAACGUUUUUGUUUGAUUUGUUUUAAUCCUUUAAGGAUGUAGAAGACCAGAAAUUCCCAAAUUUUUAAAGGCAAAUAAGUUAAUGAAUUAGUGUGCUUCCCUUGUAACUUUAAUAAAGAAAUAAACAAAAAUAUGAAAACACA
Messenger RNA from Salvelinus fontinalis (brook trout), 4453 nucleotides. Its product is annotated as ubiquitin-conjugating enzyme E2 H-like. Gene Ontology annotation, biological process: protein polyubiquitination; ubiquitin-dependent protein catabolic process. The coding region runs from base 240 to 788 and encodes 182 amino acids. The transcript is spliced from 7 exons. NCBI's taxonomy places the organism in Eukaryota, Metazoa, Chordata, Actinopteri, Salmoniformes, Salmonidae. Gene Ontology annotation, cellular component: nucleus. Gene Ontology annotation, molecular function: ubiquitin conjugating enzyme activity. The record is from RefSeq and is a predicted model, not a curated record.